CCGCAGUGGCAACGCGCUGUAUUCUUUACAACGCUGCCGUAUAAGUUUAUCGUAAAAAAUUAACAGUAUUUAAUAAAAUGAUAAGAAGCAGUGAUAUAUUAUUAAAUGUUCGACUGUGUUACUAUGGUGUUGCUAUAUCUCAUCUAGUGUUUGCUGUUAUCAUGAUCAUACCAAUCGACAUGUCACAGGACGAGGACCCGAGAGUCAGUAUCUACUCACGUGUCAGGUGGAAAUUAAUCACUUGUUGGUUUAAUUUGAUGAUGCUGACUUACUUCCCAAUCGCUUUCUAUUGCGAUUUGAAGGAGAAGCGGGGCGAGUGGGAUACGAAACGCCUAAGACGCUUGAGAAAGUUUCGAGAUUAUUUUAUGACAAGUAUAAUAUUUCCAACUACAAUGUAUGCCGAUUUUUCUUUCUGGAUACUGUGGGUGAAGGACCCAGAAUUAAUAGCUCCUAUGGCUGUAUUCAAGUAUUUGCCAUAUUGGGCUCAGCACUCGUUGCACACCGUGUCAGGGGUCGCGGUAUUAAUGGACAUUCUUCUGCUUCCUCGGAGAAGACCAACCAACGUGAUACCUGGCCUAGCCCUGAUGCUGGCUUUUUGCUCUGUGUAUGGUUGCGUACUCGCAGUCAGUCAAUUCACUGGUGAACCAGUGUAUAGUUUGUUUGAACUUUUCGGCUGGUUAGAGGUGAUAAUGUUCGUGGCUAUCACGAUAACUGUAUAUAUGUUCUUCCAUUUCCUUCAAUGGUAUAUUGUCGAACUAAUUUGGGGCAAAACGUAUGAAGAGAAUAACAAAAACACUCUAGAGAAAAAUAAACUUAAUUGAUAAUGGCGGGAAUCGAAUUGUUUAAUUUGUAUAUACUAUUAUUAUAAAGGUGGAUGGUUUGUCUAUUCGAACGCGCUUAUUUCAGGAACUAUUAUGUGAUUUAAAUUUGCAAAGGUACAUGUGAGAUCGCUCCAAAGAUGAGGUCGCUGAGCAAAAUAAUCUAUAUUUAAAUUAGAAUUUGUAAAAUGUAUUUCAAGGUAACUCAAGAAAAACAUCAAGCUUACAUGUCUUUUAGUAAGAAA
Molecule: messenger RNA, 1063 nt
Organism: Vanessa atalanta (red admiral)
Lineage: Eukaryota; Metazoa; Arthropoda; Insecta; Lepidoptera; Nymphalidae
Product: androgen-dependent TFPI-regulating protein-like
Exons: 4
Coding region: 78-821 (247 amino acids)
Cellular component (GO): membrane; endomembrane system
Source: RefSeq, a predicted model, not a curated record